GGUUGUAACCUGACACCUGACCAGGUAUCGUACAGUGCCGUAUAGGAAUUGCUAGUUUUUGAAAGCUACAAACAGAAAGCAGCAGUAAUACAUUAAAGCAGUUUAACCGCAGAGAAAAGGGAUAUGUUUACAAUUAACCUCACAUUUUACUAGUUUGAGUAUCAGCAAAAGCAUCAAGGAUUAGUUAGCUGGAACAGAGAUACCUCGUAUCAUGGAGUUCUCAGGGUGAAGCAGUCUUUUGCAUCAACCCAAAGCACAGAUAGUUUAAACGUAGUACAGAGAAGUUUUAAUUUAAAGCUAGGUUUCAAGGACUGAUCUCUUAAGUUUUGAAUUUCAAGCUGUAUAGUAAUGCACUGUUAGAAUGGAAGAACGACUGCAUCUCAAUUUAGGCUGGUUAUCAAUUACAAUACUUUUACUAAAAGGAGGAUCUUUGCUCACACAAGCAAAGAAUGUAACAGAUUCUACACAAUCAACAAAUGCUGGUAGCACACCAUCUACAACUCCACCACCUAACAAAGUAAACAUAGCAGCCAUUGUGGCCCCAUGUGUCAUUGGCGGGGUGAUAGUUCUAGCUGUCAUUCUGACUUUUCUCAUUUUAAAAGUGCGGGAGAAACGUCAGACUGAAGGCAACUACAGUCCCAGCAGCCAGGAGCAGACGGGAUCUCGGAUGGAAAUGAACAAUACCCUAAAACUACCACCUGAAGAGCGCCUUAUCUGAUAUGCACAGGCUCUGUCAUGCACACAAGACUUGAGGUUUCAUGGCGGAAGGAGUAGAAAUCAACAGUAUUCCCUGCUCGACUUAACAAGUUAGCAGGAGGAGAAAUGCUACAAAAGUGUGCGUGGGUGUGUUUUGCUUAAACCACGGCAGCUUCAGAGAUAACCCUGCACGGAUUAUCCGUGAACUGUUUUAACCGUCUUGACUCUUGUCAGCAGGAUGGGGAAGCCUGGAGAUCCGAGCUUGUGCUGUAUGCUGUGUUGGUUACGGUGGCGUUGUUGUUCAUUUUCUUCCUAAUCCUGACUGCCGCUGUC
Messenger RNA from Hemiscyllium ocellatum (epaulette shark), 1029 nucleotides. Its product is annotated as protein crumbs homolog 3-like. Bases 362 to 718 code for a protein of 118 amino acids. Lineage: Eukaryota; Metazoa; Chordata; Chondrichthyes; Orectolobiformes; Hemiscylliidae. The transcript has 3 exons. The record is from RefSeq and is a predicted model, not a curated record.